AUGUCAUUUUCAAUGAACAAUGCAUUAUCAACUUCAUCAGAUCCUCUUCUCUCUCCAUCUUCAUCCUCUACAUUAUUAUCAUCAAUAAUUCAAGCAUCAUUACCAAUUUCACACGGAAUUACUCCGACAUUUCCUCCACAACAAAAUUUUCAAGAUCUUUCUAUUAUCAGAGACGAAUCUACUCCAGAAGCAACGCAACCGCCGUCACUCAUUUCAAAUAGUAAUGACAAUACUUCGUCAUCUUCAUCGUCAUCUUCUUCAGAAUCAACAACACCACCAGAUUCAUUGUCUUUAUUGUUACCAGCAACCGGCUUAACUUUCCCGGCUAAAUGUCAAUAUCCAUCGAGUUCUCAAGUACAAGUUCAAGCGCAAAGUCAGAAAGUUCAAUCUCGAUCUUGUUUUCAAAGUCAUUCUCAUGCCCCAGCCCCAUUACCACCAUCAGUAAGAAGAGGGGGCAGAAAAAUACAGACGGGCAUAGAUCCAAAACUUGCUAGAAGACGUGAACUCAAUAGAAAAGCAGCGCAAAGAUCGCGUCAAAAAUUUAAAGAAUUUCAUCAUGGUUUGAUAGAUAAAGUUAUAGAAUUAAGGGGCGAAUUGGACGGAUUGGAAGCAGAAUAUGUGGAAAUAAUUAAAAGCUAA
Messenger RNA from Entrophospora candida, 639 nucleotides. NCBI's taxonomy places the organism in Eukaryota, Fungi, Glomeromycota, Glomeromycetes, Entrophosporales, Entrophosporaceae. The record is from the annotation of a GenBank genome assembly.